GUGCGGGUGUCACCGUCUCCUCCUGCGUGUUACCGACAGUCUUCAUCCGUUAAUUCACCGUCUGGUCUGUGAUGGAGGACAGAGAGGACAGAGGAGGAGGAGGAGGAGGAGGAGGAGGAGGAGGAGGAUACCACCGGGCAGCCAAGCGGCUCCGGACGAAAGAGGAGGCCGGCGGAGAGGAGCCGGAGGACGGGGAGGAGGAGGCAGCGGGGAGCGGAGGCACCGACAGCAGCAUCCGGAGGAGCGGAGGGAAGGACGGCGUGCAGGACGGUCACCGCAUCCCCCCGUCCCCAGUCGUCCACGUCAGAGGGCUCUGUGACGCCGUGGUGGAGGCCGAUCUGGUAGAGGCGCUCGACAAGUUUGGCAACAUCUGUUACGUCAUGAUGAUGCCCUUUAAGCGUCAGGCUCUGGUGGAGUUCGACAGCGUGGAGAGCGCCGAGCGCUGCGUGUCCUGUGGAACCCGCGAGGCCGUCUGCAUCGCAGAGCAGCAGGCCUUCUUCAACUUCUCUACCAGCCAGAGAAUCACCAGGCCCACCAACACAGACGACCCGUCCAGCGGAAACAAAGUCCUGCUGCUGUCCAUCCAGAACCCGGUGUACCCCAUCACCACUGAUGUUCUUUACACCGUCUGUAACCCCGUCGUUAACGUCCUGCGCAUCGUCAUCUUCAAACGCAACGGCAUCCAGGCCAUGGUGGAAUUUGAGUCAGCAGAGGAUGCUCAGAAGGCCAAACUGGCCCUGAACGGGGCCGACAUCUACGCAGGCUGCUGCACACUCAAGAUCGAAUACGCUCGGGUAAACACACACACACACACACACACACACACACACACACACACACACAAACAUGUACCCACACAGUGCUCUGGACAAACACACACUCAGGUGCACACAGACAUACACACCCUCACUCUCCUGCCCACGCACACACACCCAUCCAGAGGUGCUGUGCUCUGUCGCCCCCUGCAGCCCAACAGACUGAACGUCAUCCGCAAUGACAACAACAGCUGGGAUUACACCAAACCCUUCCUCCUGCAGCGAGAGCGGGGAAAGGGGAGGCAGCGUCAGGCCAUCUUGGGAGAGCAUCCGUCCAAUGGCUACGGUCCACACUGCCCCCUGCUGCCUCUGCCUGCUAACAGCAGAUACAGGAGGAGCAGUGAGGAGGCGCAGGACAUGAUCUCCUACCCGCUGCUCCCCCGUAAGUCCUCCUCUGCGUCCCCCUUCCUGGGCCGUGCUGCCUCCAGCUCGGUCGCCAUGGUGAGCGGCAUCCAUCCUGCCAAGAUGAACUGCAGCCGCAUCUUCAACCUCUUCUGUCUCUACGGCAACGUGGAGAAGGUGAAGUUCAUGAAAAGCGUCCCCGGCACGGCGUUGGUGGAGAUGGGCGAUGAGUAAGCUGUGGACCGAGCCGUGACUCACCUCAACAGCAUUAAGGUGUUCGGCAAAAAACUCAACGUCUGUGUCUCGAAGCAGCAGGCAGUGAUUCCCAGUCAGGUGUUCGAGCUAGCCGACGGCAGCAGCAGCUACCAGGACUUCAGUCUGACCAGAAACAAUCGCUUCAGCAGCUCGCAGAGCAGCAGGAACAUCAUCCAGCCGCCCGCCACUGUCCUGCACUUCUACAACGCCCCGCCCACCCUGAGCCAACACCAGCUGUACAAGCUCUGCACUGAGCACAACGUUCCCGCCUUCACCAAGUUCAAGGUCUUCGAUGCCAAACCCAGCUCUAAGACUCUGUCUGGUCUGCUGGAGUUCGACAGUAAAAUUGAAGCGGUGGAGGCUCUGACCGUCCUCAACCACCACCAGAUCAGAAUACCCAACACCUCCAACCCCUUCACCCUCAAACUCUGCUUCUCCACCUCCUCCCAUCUGUGAGCCAGAAACAAGAUGGCCGCCACAGUUGCCACCUGGUCCUUCAGGACGAACUGGAGAGGACGUUUUAUUAAGAAGAAAAAAAGAAAAUGAUGGACAGACGAUUUGAGUUGUCCCUGAUGAUCUUCUGUGUGUUUCUAUUAAUUUGAGCAGGACGUGACGGUGGUGACGAGUCAUUGUGAGGAACACAAGCACCUUAAUGACUGAGCAGCAAACUCAAUGAGUCACUGUCUGAUGAGCCUCCUUUAAAACAGGAGUGAUGUCAGCAGCCUGACAGGAAACCUGAACAGACUUUUUUUCCACCUGAACAGUUUUGUUCAAUCGCACCUAAGAAAUCAAAUCAAAACAUGACUUUAUCCUCCACAAAAGACCCUUCAUAUCCUGCAGGUUGAGAUAUCAGCUGUCAUUAUGUAAAGAAUUAGUCACAGUGAAACAGCUUUUUAAAGGGCGACCAAAACCAACCCAGUCAUCAGAAUAAAUGUUGGCAUUUCUGCAAACCACGUACACGUUACAUUUGUAUGGUGUUAUGUCGCAGAAACUUUUAAACAACGCUGUGGUAAACAUGUGGAAGGUUUAGGCACCAAAACCACGUGGUUAUGGUUUGAAAAAUGUCAUGUUUUGGCCUAAAAAUUACCUGGUUUGGGGGCAAAAUCCCAGCUGGACACGCAGCAAUAUCUUGGUGAAAAACACCCUCUUUUUGUGGUAUUAUCGCAGCAGGAAACACAGCGAUGUCUCCGUUAAAAAGUGCUGUUUUUGUAGCUCUCUCCGGGCAGGAAACGCAGUGAUGUCUCAGUGAAAAAACAACCACUUUCCCUGUCACUAUUCUCACUGAAAAAAACAGGAACGGGUCCCUAAAGAACAUCAGCCACAUACGGUAGCUAAAGCCUUUGAAAAUGCGGUGAUGACUCCUCUGAUCAGGAACAGUACACUGCAGCUUGGUGUCUCACUUACGUGUCUCUCCAUCCACCUCCUGAUGACACAGUCAGCUCAUACGCUACGUCACUUACACAUGAUUUAACUGUAACAUAUUUGUGGAAACACACGAUGCCAACAUCACCUCUGGUGACUGGGCUGACAGAACUCAGGGAGGAAUCUAUAAAACGUGUAAACCAAUCAGAUGACAGCCAGGAACAGAGAGACAUGUCUUUAUGUGACAAUCCUGAAAUAUCUUUAUUUUUUUAAUAUGUCGUUUCAUUUGUUGGCCAGAGUUUGUCUUUUAUUCUGUGUUUAUUUCAUUGAUAUUAAAGUGGUUUGUUUGAUUGAACUUUGCAGUUUAGGCUGAAUCAGCGUAUGUUUGUGACAAAAUGAGCUCAAAGUUCAGUCGUUUUAUUUGUUUGAUUUUGAUUUCAAUGUUAUUGAUUUUUAAAUGAUUAAUGGAGACAAAAGGAAAGACAUUUUGUUCAGAUGAAUGUGUUUUGAUCAUUUUAAAGUGACUGUGUGUUUCCUCUACAGCUGCACCUCUGAAUGACUUUUAAACAAGAGGCUGCUGAUUCUUGUGUUACUGAGGAACUGAUGAAUAUUAUUAUGGUUUAUAGUUUCCUCUGUAGUUAUCAGUCGAGACGUAAAGAGACACAAAACCACAACAUUAUUAAAUGAACCUACGUUUACACUUUGGGGAUAAAAUCCUUUUUUCAUUUUUGGUUGUUUGACCUGUGGUCAGAACCAUCUGCAGUCAUCAAGUAAAUCCAUGGAUGUAAUGUGAAUAUUUCUAUGUGUUGUGAACUUCUGUUGGAUAUGAAUACACAAUGUCUUGGCCUGAAAAAACAA
Messenger RNA from Epinephelus lanceolatus (giant grouper), 3632 nucleotides. Lineage: Eukaryota; Metazoa; Chordata; Actinopteri; Perciformes; Serranidae. The record is from RefSeq and is a predicted model, not a curated record.